GGAGAGUCGUGGAGAGAAAUAUCAAAGUCUACGUGUCAGCUGCAGUAACAGGAUGUGGAGGGAGGAACUGUGAAGUUUAGUUCCUGUUUGAGGUGUAAUCACUCUUCGUGUUCUCAUAAAGACUCCACAGAUUCAGUUCUCUCAGUCUGCAGGAGAAUCUACAAUCAACAAGACUUCAGUUGUUGUUUCUCUGUGAUGUUUGGACUCAAAAGCAAGACUCAGCCACAGAGAACAUCUGGCUGUGGACUGGUGUUUAUGGAAAUGGCAAGUCCUUCAUGUUGAAAAUAUUCUGGGAUUUUAACAGGGAGAAAUGAAGACGAAGGAGGACCUACUGAACACUCUGGAGGAUUUGAAAGACGAGGAAUUCAAGAAAUUCAAAUGGUUUUUGGAGCAGCCUGAUAUCCUGGAAGACCAUCAAGCCAUCAAAGCAUGCAAGCUGGAGAAGGCAGAGAGAUGGGACACCGUGGAUCUGAUGGUGCAGACCUACCAACUUCCUGGAGCUGUGGAGGUGACCAAGAAGCUUUUAAAGAAGAUCAACAGGAAUAAUCUGCUGCAGAGUUUAUCAGACAGCAGCUCAGGACCAGAAGUGGAUGUCAGCGAUGCCUGGGAGACUUCAGAGAACAGGGGACCUUCCUCCUCUCAGACUCGUCCUCCUUGUCAUCUUCAUCCUGUACCUGAACUUCCCUCACACACCAGUCAGAGUGAAGACGAUAUCAAUGAUGAUGAGGAGGCUUCAGAGAACAGAAAACUUUCCUCCUUUCAGCUUCUGACUGACAGCAGUCAGAGCGAAGAUGUGAUGGUUCCUGUACCAGAGCCAAAACCCAUCACAUAUUACCAACACAUGCUUAAAUUAAACCUCCAAGACAGAUUUAUGUGUGCACAAGAGGGUUGGAUGGCGGAUAAGCAACGUCUUGAUCAUGUCUACACAGAGCUGUACAUCACAGCUGGUGGUGACGUACAUAUCAACACACAGCAUGAGGUCAGACAGAUUGAAAUGGCAGCGAAGCCAGCAGAAACAGAGAAACCAAUCAAACCCUGUGACAUGUUCAAACACCCUUCUGGAGAAUACAGACCUAUAAGAACAGUUUUGACCAAUGGAAUCGCAGGAAUUGGAAAGACAUUCCUUGUACAUAAGUUUGUGUUGGACUGGGCUGAAGGAAGGGCUAAUCAAGAUGUGCAUCUCAUUUUUCCCUUCACCUUCCGUGAUCUGAAUCCACUGAAGGGAGAAAAGAUUAGUUUGGCUGAGCUCAUUCAUGAAUGCAUCCCAGAAACUAUAGACAUCAAGGAGGAGGCUCUAAAUCACAUCUUUACAACUCUACAGUCAUCAGGAAACACCAACUAUGACAAGAGCAAAUACAAGCUUCUGUUUGUUUUGGAUGGACUGGAUGAGAGCCGCCUUCAACUGGACUUAAAUAGCAACGACAUUCGCUCCACUGAUGUAAGAAAGCCAACUAGAAUAGAAGUAUUGCUGUGGAAACUCAUCAAUGGGAAACUGCUACGCUCAGCUCGCAUCUGGAUAACCACACGACCUGCAGCAGCCAGUCAGAUUCCUCGAGAUUUUGUCAACAGCAUGACAGAGGUCAGAGGGUUCACUGACCCGCAGAAAGAAGAGUACUUCAGGAAGAGAUACAGAAAUGAGCAGCAGGCCAAAACAAUCAUCUCCCACAUCAAGACAUCACGAAGCCUCCACAUCAUGUGCCACAUCCCAGUCUUCUGCUGGAUUACUGCUAUAGUUCUGGAGGAUGUGUUAAAAAGCAGAGAGGGAGGAGAGCUGCCCAAAACCCUGACUGAGAUGUACGCAGAAUUCCUGGUGUUUCAGAUUGAUCGGACAAAAGAAAAAUAUGGCCUAGAAAAGUGCAUUCAGUACAUUAAGUCAUUAGCAAAACUGGCUUUCCACCAGUUGGAAAAGGGCAACCUGAUCUUCUACGAGAAAGACCUCAGAGAGAGUGGCAUUGAUUUCAAUGAGGCCUCAGUGUGCUCAGGAGUGUUCACACAGAUCUUUAAAGAGGAACGUGGGAAGAAGAAUGACAAAAAGAUGUUCAGCUUUGUCCAUCUGAGUGUUCAGGAGUUUCUUGCUGCUCUCCAUGUGAAAAUGUCACUCAUCAACAGCAACAAAAAUGUGAUGCCUUUUCCACGACCAACAGUCCAAAACGUGCAACUACUUGUAAGGAAAACCUCUACAAAGAAAAUCCACAGUAUUUCCAUUGACAAGGCCUUACAAAGUCCAAAUGGACAUCUGGACCUGUUCCUUCGCUUCCUCCUAGGCCUUUCACUGCAGACCAAUCUUGAUAAACUAGAAGACCUGCUGACAAAGAGAGAAGGUAGCUCAGAGACCAAUCAGGAAACAGUCUGGUACAUCAAAAAGAAGAUCAGUGAGAACCUGUCUGCAGAGAGAAGCAUAAAUCUGUUCCACUGUCUGAAUGAACUGAAUGAUCAUUCUCUAGUGGAGGAGAUCCAACAGUACCUCAGUUCAGGAAGUCUCUCCACAGAUGAACUGUCUCCUGCUCAGUGGUCAGCUCUGGUCUUCAUCUUACUGUCAUCAGAGAACGAUCUGGAUGUGUUUGACCUGAAGAAAUAUUCUGCUUCAGAGGAGGUUCUUCUGAGGCUGCUGCCAGUGGUCAAAGCCUCCAACAAAGCUCUGUUGAGUGGCUGUAAUCUGUCAGAGAGAAGCUGUGAUGCUUUGUCCUCAGUUCUCAGGUCCAAGUCCUCUAGUCUGAGAGAGCUGGACCUCAGUAACAACAACCUGCGGGAUUCAGGAGUGAAACUGCUCUCUGCUGGACUGAAGAGUCCACACUGCACACUGGAGACUCUCAGGCUGAGUGGCUGUAAUCUCUCAGAGAGAAGCUGUGGAGCUCUGGCAUCAGUUCUCAGCUCCCGGUCCUCUAGUCUGAGAGAGCUUGAUCUGAGUAACAACGACCUGCAUGAUUCAGGAGUGAAACUACUCUCAGCUGGCCUGGAGAGUCCACACUGUGCACUGGAGACUCUCAGUCUGUUAGGCUGUCAGGUCACAGAGGAAGGCUGUGCUUCUCUGGCCUCAGCUCUGAGAUCCAACCCUUCCCAUCUGAGAGAGCUGGACCUGAGCUACAAUCAUCCAGGAAUCUCAGGAGAGAAGCUGCUGUCUGCUGGACUGGAGGAUCCACACUGCAAACUGGACACUCUCAGGCUGGAUCAUGGUGGAAAGCAGAGGCUGAAACCUGGUCUGAGGAAGUAUGUCUGUAAACUCAGACCGGACACAAACACAGCACACAGAAACCUCAAACUGUCUGACAACAACAGGAAGGUGACAGUGACAGAGCAGCCAUAUCCUGAUCAUCCAGAGAGAUUUGAUCACUGGUAUCAGCUGCUGUGUAAAGAUGGUCUGACUGGUCGCUGUUACUGGGAGGUCGAAUGGAAAGGAGAUGUUCAAAUAUCUGUGACUUACAGAGGAAUCAGAAGGAAAGGAAACAGUGGUCUCUGUAUGUUUGGAAGAAAUGAUCAGUCCUGGAGUCUGAGAUGCGAUGAUGAGGAUGGCUACUCUGUCUGGCACAAUAACAUUGUAAUCUAUCCCCCCUCCUCCUCCCCGUCCUCCUCUGUCUCUAACAGAGUAGCAGUGUAUGUGGACCAUCCUGCUGGCACUCUGUCCUUCUACAGAGUCUCCUCUGACACAUUGAUCCACCUCCACACCUUCAACAGCACAUUCACUGAACCUCUGUAUGCUGGGUUUAAAGUCUGGGGGACUGGUUCUUCAGUUUCUCUGUGUUCACUGUAGAAGGAAGAGUCUCCUCCUGUGUAGAGAAACACUCAC
Messenger RNA from Thunnus maccoyii (southern bluefin tuna), 3784 nucleotides. Its product is annotated as NACHT, LRR and PYD domains-containing protein 12-like. The record is from RefSeq and is a predicted model, not a curated record. The transcript is spliced from 12 exons. Gene Ontology annotation, molecular function: protein binding. The coding region runs from base 311 to 3748 and encodes 1145 amino acids. Lineage: Eukaryota; Metazoa; Chordata; Actinopteri; Scombriformes; Scombridae.